AUGUCCCUUUCGUUGGCCACUCCGACCUUUCUCAUCGAACCUUCUCUUUCAUCCCAAUCCUCUUCAUCAUCAAAAAAUGAAAAUCAUGAUGAUGAAAUUUACGAUACCUUCUCGCUCGCACAGUUGAAUCAGGAAAAUUCGUUGCAACAAGCCUACGCUUGUUCUCGGAGAAAACAAUUAUUACAUAGUGGACAACGACAUGGAGAGGAUCAUAUGGCUCUUAUUGAUUUGUUGGAUUCAGCAGGACAAGAAGAAUAUAGUGCUUGCAGAGACUCGUAUUAUCGGAGUGCAGAUGGAUUUUUGUUGGUGUUUUCGUUGAGUUCUCCGUGCUCUUUGGAAGAUUGUGCUCAAAUUUAUGAACAAAUAUUGAGAGUCAAAGAUGCUGAUAGGUAUCCAUGUGUGUUGAUUGGAAAUAAGUGUGAUUUGCAAGAGGAACGAGCAAUUUCGAGAUCCGAGUGUGAGCUCACAGCCUCUCGUUUGGGAUUACCUUAUUUUGAAACGAGUGCCAAAUGUAAUAUUAACACUGAAGAACCAUUCUUUGAAUUGGUUCGAAUGUGUGGAAGAUUGAAUGAAUAUCGAUUUGUAAUAGUAGGUUCAGGAGGUGUUGGAAAGUCAAGCAUUUCCCUACAAUUUAUACAGGGAGUGUUCGUAGAGACCUACGAUCCAACCAUUGAGGAUUCGUAUCGCAAACAAAUUCGUGUUCCAAAUGUGCCCCUAAACUCCAUCAUGACGGACAACAUGGCUGAUGAGAAGAAACCUCAAGAAAAACAAGGAUUUUUCUCUAAAUUCUUUAGGAAAUCGAAGAAGACAGCAAGUAGUAGCGCUUCCAUCAACACCAUUUCUUCAUUGGAAACACCAAACAAAGACGAGGAAGUUGUCAAAUUCAAAAAGUCUGAUGCUAAUUGUGUAGCCUUGAGUUUUAAACCAUUAUCAUCAGUCAUUCCCAAUGUCAUGCCAGUUCCACAAGCAUCUGGAUCGAAUGAUGGUCUUGAGCAAAAAGAGAAAGAUAAUGGCCUUUUAAUUUUCUGUAUUGACAUCUCGGGAAGCAUGGGACAGACUGAACUGCUACCAAGCUUCUCUGUUUUGAACUUAGACAUGAGAAAGGCUCAACAGAAGGAAGAAAAGACAAAACGUUUAUUGAGAGAGUUAGGACUUGAUACCGAAGUAGGUGUUCACAAUCAAUACCUUCCAAAUGAGAGCAGACAAUCAUCAUAUGUGAGCAGAAUUGAAUGUCUGUCUAUGGCCAUAGAUUUACAGCUGGAAGAAAUAUCGAAAGAGAAUCCAAACAAACGUGUUCUUAUCGUCACUUUUUCAGACAAGGUAACAAUUGUUGGUGACGGGAAAUUUGGUAAGGCAACAGUUCCAUCAAAUAUUUUGAACAAUUUUGAGGCAUUAUUCAAACUUGGCCGUUCGUAUCGAACAUCAAGCCUUAGUCCAAUUUACGAAACAAAAGACGCUCUUUCUGAGAUUGUUUAUUCUAUUAACGAGGAGGGCCAAACAGCUCUCAUUCCGGCCAUCACAGUCUCUUUGGGAAUUGCUAGCCAAGUUCAGAACUCCAAGGUAAUCGUUUGUACCGAUGGUGUGGCUAAUAUUGGAAUUGGGGGUGAAUCCGAAGAAGGAUCCAACAGGAAGAAUAGCAUUGUACAACAGAAGCAAUAUUACGACAAGAUUUCUAAUUUGGCAACAGAGUACGGUGUGAAUAUUAGCGUGUUUGGAAUUGAAGGCGCUGAUUGUAACAUGUCCAUGUUAGGAAAAAUUGCAGAUCAAACAAAUGGUACUACCAUGUUAGUGAAACCAAUUGAACUAAGACGUCAAAUGAGACAAAUCAUUGAUAAUCCUGUCAUUGCCACCAAUGUGAAGAUUAAUUUAAUUCUAUCUGCUCCUUUAACACUAAGAAAUCCUUCCAAGGCCCAAGAAGUUGUCACAAAAGGUAGCUCGACCAUAAUUUCUCAAAUGCUAGGGAGUGUUACAGCAGAAAACGAUCUUACUUUUGAAAUUCAAGUGAAUAACAACAAAUUGGACCCAAAAAACAGUGAAGCAUGGAUACAAGCUCAAGUGUUUUUCACAUCCAAUGACAACCAACGUUUAAGGGUGUUGACACAAAAACUCAAGCUGACCAACGACAGAAACGAGUCCUUACAAGGAGCAGAUAUUGCAAUUAUUGGAUUGAAUGCAGUGCUGAGAAGCGCUGAACUGGCCGAGGAAGGCAACUUUAGAGAGGCAAGACUCAAACUACAAAGCGCCAACAAAUUAAUGGAACAAAUUUGCAAAACUGACACACAACAAGAAGAAAUGCACUCUUUCGCAGCAAACACGAACGAGUUAGAUGAGGAUCUUCGGAAAUGUGAAAAAAAGUCCAAGACUUCUCCGACCAAUUGUCAUCUCUUAUUUUCAGAAUGA
Messenger RNA from Naegleria lovaniensis, 2400 nucleotides. RefSeq lists its product as uncharacterized. Gene Ontology annotation, biological process: signal transduction. The record is from RefSeq and is a predicted model, not a curated record. Bases 1 to 2400 code for a protein of 799 amino acids. Lineage: Eukaryota; Heterolobosea; Eutetramitea; Acrasida; Naegleriidae. Gene Ontology annotation, cellular component: plasma membrane. Gene Ontology annotation, molecular function: GTPase activity; GDP binding; GTP binding. The transcript is spliced from 3 exons.